AGUCGGCAUGUCAGCCUGGACAGUACGGACGAGAGUGUGAGCACAGGUGUAACUGUGCUGGGAAUCAGUCUUGCUUCGUGAGUACUGGAGGAUGUCCUUCUGGCUGUGCUGCCGGCUUCCAGGGAGAGGACUGCGGGACACAAUGCCUGCACUUUUAUUGGUGCAAAGUCGGCUUUCGAUGUGACACAGGCAUCUAUGGUCUAGGGUGUCAGUCGUCCUGUAGCCAGUUCUGUGUGAGAGACAAUGAUACCAGAACAGACUUCUGUGACAACACUAAUGGAGCAUGCCUCUAUGGAUGUCAGGAUGGUUAUCAGGGCCCCAAUUGUACUAAAGUUGAUGAGAACGAUGUUGUUGUGGUUGUAGUCGUUGCUGUGGUUUCCCUGAUUGUGGUGAUCAGUUCCAUAAUUGUGGUCAUCCUUGUCU
Messenger RNA from Candidula unifasciata, 423 nucleotides. The record is from the annotation of a GenBank genome assembly. NCBI's taxonomy places the organism in Eukaryota, Metazoa, Mollusca, Gastropoda, Stylommatophora, Geomitridae.